Messenger RNA from Aspergillus steynii IBT 23096, 1146 nucleotides. RefSeq names its product Clavaminate synthase-like protein. Gene Ontology annotation, molecular function: dioxygenase activity. Bases 1 to 1146 code for a protein of 381 amino acids. NCBI's taxonomy places the organism in Eukaryota, Fungi, Ascomycota, Eurotiomycetes, Eurotiales, Aspergillaceae. The transcript is spliced from 5 exons. The record is from RefSeq and is a predicted model, not a curated record.
AUGUCGUUUACCCCAACCAAGCCUCGCUCGGAACUACCCGAAUACACUCCGCCGGCCCCAACUUCACAGGAGCUUGACUGGAUCCAACUGGUGAACAUUGAUCUGGCGAAGUACGAUAAUCUGUCUACACGUCAAGAGCUCGCCCGCGAACUAUUGACGGCCGUCACUGAGCAUGGAUUCCUGACCAUCUCUAACCACGGCAUUUCGCCGGAACUGUACCGGUCUCAGGUUAACCUGGCCAAUGCGGUUAUGACGCUACCUCCAGACGAAAAGCAGCCAUUUGAAGCUACUCCAGAGGAAGAUGCUCGUGGAAGAUACGUAGGGUUCAAGCCUUCCGGUGAACUGGGCAUCAAAGGUGGAUUUCACAAGAGUUUGGACCAUUACAACAUCCUGGUCCACGACCCCGAGAACCACCCUCACCCUCCCAUCCUGGAAGAAUACAAAGACGAAGCGAACUACGUGAUGCACUUCAUCCGCAACAACAUUCUUCGCAAGCUCUUAGUUCUCAUGUCCAUGAUCCUCGAGGUGCCUGAGGAGCGUGUUCUGGAGACUCAUUCCUUGGGUAAGGAGUCAACAGAAUAUCUCCGCUACAUGAUCUACAACCCACGCACCGAGGAAGACAACACUCGCUACCGCGACCUCUACCUAGCCGGCCACACCGACUGGGGCACAUUCACCUUUCUCUUCUCGCAGCCCAUCUCGGCCCUCCAGAUCCUCGACAAUAACGGGAACUGGAAGUGGGUCCAAUACCUACCCGACUGUCUAGUCGUUAAUGUCGGGGAGGCCCUCGAGCUUCUAACCGGUGGUCUCUUCAAGGCAACAAUCCACCGAGUCGUCAAGCCGCCGGUGGACCAGGAAAAAGCCAAGCGCAUUGGAGUUAUUUAUUUCUCGCGGCCGGAUGAUGAGCAGAUGCUUCGGCCGAUCGAGUCUCCGUUGCUGAAACGGUUGGGCAUUGAUAAGCCGCUUGACGAGACGGUUUAUAAUAUGGCGGAUUAUUUGAACGCUAGGAAACAUGGCUAUAAGAGGCUGGAUUUCGAUAAUGAUCGCCCGCGCCAGGAUGGGUAUCAUGCUGAUCCGUUCCAUGGAGUAUAUCCGGAUCCGGAGGGGUUUAAGGCGUUGGGGGUGCAGAAGGGAGUCAAGGUUUGA